ACCCAGGGCCGGGAGGAAGCAAUGGCACAUGGGCACACAUCGCCGGAAGGGCUGCAGCAAGAAGGAUGUAAACACCCCAAGGAGUGCCGCAGCUAAAGAAGCCUCUUCAGAGACAAGUGAAUGAAGGCAUCUUUCCACAGAUGGAGGUGACUCAGUGGAAGGGGCAGGAGAUGGAAGAGCAGGACCCAGAAGGAGCUGGGACUGGCAAGAGAGCAAGCAAAGGCCUCGUUCCCCUCCAAGCUGGGAGUGGGGUUGAAUUCUGGGACAGGGCUGGGACAGAGACCCUGGCUGAGGACACCAUGACUUCAGAUGUAUGUUGCCAGUGGUUCCGGCAAUUCAGCUACCAUGAGUCUGAUGGGCCCCGAGAGGUUUGCAGCCAGCUCCAUGGACUUUGCAGGCAGUGGCUGGAGCCGGAGAGGCACACCAAGAAGCAGAUCGUGGACCUGGUGAUCCUGGAGCAGUUCCUGACUCUCCUGCCCCAGGAAAUGCAGGGCUGGGUCAGAGGAUGUGGGCCGGAGACCAGUUCCCAGGCGGUGGCCCUGGCCGAAGGUUUCCUCCUGAGCCAGGCAGAGGAGAAGAGGCAGGCAGGACAGAUGUGGGCCUCAUCCUUGAAGAAAGAAGCUACAUUCCUUGAGAUGAAAGGAGCUUCCUUGGAGCAAGGGCAGAGGGCGCAGGCCGUGGAGUGUGCCCAAAAUGCCGUGUCCUGUGGAACAGGCAGUGGAGAGAUGCCGUUGAGCCGUCGUCUUUUCAGAUGUGUGGAAACGGCUGCUGCACCUCCAGCCCAGGGCCCCUUUUCCUUUGAGGAGGUGUCCGUCUCUCUCUCUGAGGCAGAGUGGUCCCUGCUGGAUCCGGGACAGAGAGCUCUCUACCGGGAAGUCAUGCUGGAGAACUAUGAGAAUGUGGCUUCUCUGGCAGAGGCUGAACAGAGGAAUGAGGAGGGUGAGGAACUUCAUCAGCAAUUACAAGAUGGAGUUAAUAAUGAAGACAUGAAAGGAACUAUCAUGGAUAAAUGCAGACGUAAAAGAAAGAAAGAAAGCUGUUUGGUUGAGAAGAGAGAUGGAAGACAGUGUAACAUACAUUUUCCAAAGCAAAAUAUAAUGAAGAAAAUUAAAUCCAUUCAGUGUGGAAAGUACUUCAAACAUAGAUCACAGCUUCACAGAGGAGAGAAACCUUUAAAGUGCAGAAAGAGGAUCAGUCAGAGUAGCAAUCUCCAACAGGAAAGAAUACACAAGGAUAAACCUUUUGAACGCUCAGAAUGUGGAAAAAGAUUCAGUCAGAGUGGUAGUCUUCAAAACCAUCAAAGAACCCAUACAGGGGAGAAGCCUUUUGAAUGCUCAGAGUGUGGAAAGAUAUUCAGACGGAAUGAUAGUUUUCAAAGACAUCAAAGAACUCACACAGGAGAGAAACCUUUUGAAUGCUUGGAGUGUGGAAAGAGAUUCAGUCGGAAUGACAGACUUCGACAGCAUCAAAUAACUCACACAGGGGAGAAACCUUUUGAAUGCUCAGAGUGUGGGAAGAGAUUCAUUCAAAGUGGCGAUCUUCAUUCACACCGAAGAACCCACACAGGAGAGAAACCUUUUGAAUGCUCAGAGUGUGGAAAGAGAUUCAGUCAGAGUGGCAAUCUUCAGUUGCAUCAAAGAAUCCACACAGGGGAGAAACCUUUUGAAUGUUCAGAGUGUGGAAGGAAAUUCAGUCGGAGUGACCAUCUUCAACAGCAUCAAAGAACCCACACAAGGGAGAAACCUUUUGAAUGCUCAGAGUGUGGAAGGACAUUCAGUUGGAAUGGCAGUCUUCAAGAGCACCAAAGAGUCCACACAGGGGAAAAACCUUUUGAAUGCUCAGAGUGUGGAAAGACAUUCAGUAGGAGUAGAACUCUUCAGUAUCAUCAAGCAAUCCACACAGGGAAGAAACCUUUUGAAUGCGCAGAGUGUGGAAAGAGAUUUAGUGAGAGGGGGACUCUUCGAAAGCAUCAGAGAACCCACACAGGAGAGAAACCUUUUCAAUGCUCAGAGUGUGGAAAGAGAUUUAGUGAGAGGGGGACUCUUCGAAAGCAUCAGAGAACCCACACAGGAGAGAAACCUUUUCAAUGCUCAGAGUGCGGAAAGAGAUUCAUUCAGAAUGGCAGUCUUCAGGAGCAUCAAAGGACCCACACAGGGGAGAAACCUUUUGAAUGCUCAGAGUGUGGAAAGAGAUUCAGUCAGAGUAGCAAUCUUCAACGGCAUCAAAGAACCCACACAGGGGAGAAACCUUUUGAAUGCUCAGAGUGUGGAAAGAGAUUCAUUCAGAGUGGCAGUCUUCAGUAUCAUGAAAAGACUCAUACAGGGGAGAAACCUUUUGAAUGCUCAAGAGCGUGGAAAGAGACUCAGUUGGAGUAG
Messenger RNA from Heteronotia binoei (common prickly gecko), 2375 nucleotides. Its product is annotated as zinc finger protein 436-like. Gene Ontology annotation, molecular function: RNA polymerase II cis-regulatory region sequence-specific DNA binding; DNA-binding transcription activator activity, RNA polymerase II-specific. Gene Ontology annotation, biological process: regulation of transcription by RNA polymerase II. The transcript has 6 exons. Gene Ontology annotation, cellular component: nucleus. Lineage: Eukaryota; Metazoa; Chordata; Lepidosauria; Squamata; Gekkonidae. Bases 141 to 2375 code for a protein of 744 amino acids. The record is from RefSeq and is a predicted model, not a curated record.